UUUUGUUUUUGACGUAGUCAUACAGCUCACACAGCUGUUCUCCGUGUACGAUUCCAUUAGAUCUUUUACGUAUAUUUAGAAAAGUUGUAUUCUUUAUUGCUCACACGUCAUGGGUUCGUUCGAAAAUUAGUACGAAUGUCAAUAAAAAAGUAGAAGACGUUCACCGAGAAUGUAUCGGAACAAUGUAAAUUUCGUUAUCUCAAUCACGUUAUUAGCUAUAAUUGGUGAUGGUACUGCACUGAAAUGCGUCGAAGAAACAGCCUGUACGUGUCAUCUUCCUAAUGGAACUUUGUACGAUUUAAAUAAAUUAUCCGAGCAAAGUUACAGCCCAAUCAAGAGUAACAACAAUUUUAAUUUGACAUUUUCUUUUCAACCGUGUAAAAAUGUGAAGAUGGAUAUGACAAAAGACAAUCCGACAGAGUGUAACAGAGACCUUGGUGUAUCGUUGUGCGCUCAAAACCAUACAGAUGCUGAAAAAUCAUUCAGCCUUGGAACUACAGGAGAAACUAAAUGGGCUAUACUUGAAAGCAGUGCAGAGCUUGUUCUCACCCAUGCUAAUUACACCACCCGCAUUUUGUUGGUCUGUUGUGACAACUGUAAUCUGGCAAAUCUGAGUUUGGCCUCCAAGCCAGAAAAAUCUGAAUAUAAUUUAAUACUGAGCUCACAAUACGCCUGUAUGAUUCAUGGAUCUCAUAGGGGUCUUUCAACCGGUUCAAUCCUGGUGAUUUUACUUCUUGUUUUCGGCAGUGUUUAUUUUUGUGUCGGGGCUCUUGCACUGCAUUUCUUGCGCGGUGCCAUUGGUUGGGAAAUGAUUCCGAAUUACGACUUUUGGUCAAAAAUCCCUGGUCAUUGUAGAGAUGGCAUCGCUUAUGUCUUCAAUGGCUGUUCUCCAACCACUUACGAAAGAAUAUAAAACUUGGUCGUCGAAGCAAUAAGGUCACCACAUAUAUGUGAAUUAUGCCCAUCGCUAGUCUUUAAGUUAGGGUAACGAUAAUUAUUAUCUUUUUACAACAUUCUUCAAUUGUGAUUCAAAUUUAUCAUGUUUUCGAUUUUUACCGAAUAUUUUUCCGCAAAUUUUGCUACACGAAUCAUUUUUCAAGCAUUCAUUCAUUUGUCGGUCAUUCAACGAAAGAGAGCUUUACGUGAUUUAAUCGAGGCUCCGGUCGAAUCUCAAAUUUAAAAGUAUUCGAAUUUUUUUAUUACUGAAACUUGUGAGUCAUUUGAUUGUGCAGAAAAUAUAUAUUUUUUACUUUCUUCAAGCGCGUCAGUCAAAAACCGCGCGCGCACACACACACACAAAACAGAAGAACUAAAAACAUUUCGAUAGGCGUCUUUCGCCUUUACGAUGUGCGUAUAUUUUUUAUAAAAAAAUAUGUAAAUUCUUUGACAGACAUAUUAAUGUGUACAACGAGAAAAUAAAUGAAUUAAUAAACUCUCA
Venturia canescens is the source of this 1438-nucleotide messenger RNA. RefSeq lists its product as uncharacterized. The record is from RefSeq and is a predicted model, not a curated record. The transcript has 5 exons. Gene Ontology annotation, cellular component: trans-Golgi network. The coding region runs from base 170 to 913 and encodes 247 amino acids. NCBI's taxonomy places the organism in Eukaryota, Metazoa, Arthropoda, Insecta, Hymenoptera, Ichneumonidae.